Thamnophis elegans (Western terrestrial garter snake) is the source of this 2162-nucleotide messenger RNA. It is a transcript of the gene F3, whose product is annotated as coagulation factor III, tissue factor. Bases 997 to 1884 code for a protein of 295 amino acids. The record is from RefSeq and is a predicted model, not a curated record. Gene Ontology annotation, molecular function: protein binding. Gene Ontology annotation, biological process: blood coagulation. NCBI's taxonomy places the organism in Eukaryota, Metazoa, Chordata, Lepidosauria, Squamata, Natricidae. Gene Ontology annotation, cellular component: membrane. The transcript has 6 exons.
UAUUAUCCUUGUACAUUAUGCAUUCAAACAAAGAUGUUAUACCUUUAUAUAAUCACAGAUCCCGAUAUGAAAAAGACUUACCAGCCAUUUAUAUUUGUAUAUCACUGUUUUCAAUUGUGUAUAAUCCCACCAAUCAACUAUCGAGUAUGGUUAUGUUCAUUAUUCUCCUUGUACAUCAUACAUUCAAAGAUGUUAUCCCUUCAUUUUUCAACAAGAUACAUGGAAGGCACACAUUUGAUUUGUACGUUUGGUUUUUAAGUUGCACUGGCAGGGAGAGGGGGGGGGGAAAGAUAAAUUUAAAUUUAUUUCCAAUUCUGCGAUCGGUAGAUCCGUUCUGAUCUACCGAGAUCCACUGGGCUUCAAUGGUUCGUUUCCAUCCUCUUGAUUCCAACAAGGGUCGUUUCUCUAAGCUUCGUUAGAAAAAGCACCACUGUCCUCAUUCCUGUCGCCCAGCUCUCCUCCUCCUCCUCCUCCGCUACAGACGGCGACGGCGACCCGUGGCUGGCCCGUCGCUGCCCUUUCGUUCCCGAGCAUCGCGGGGCGGAGCGAAGGGGGAAAGCUGGCUUCACCCCAUUCGAGCCUAAGCUUCGAUUCACCGGCCUUUCCCCCCCCCCCCCUGGUCUCCACCCUGAAGGUACCUGGGGCCAAAGGCGAGGCCGCUCCUCCCUUUCCCCGCCGCUGCUGCUCACCUGGCCGAGAUCCUGGCGAGGGAGAAGCCGCGGGGAAGGAGCGGUUCGUCUCACGGCUGGCGGGCGUGAGAGCUGAAUCACAGCCAGCGCCUGAGUGAUUCAAUGAGCCUCCAAGCCACCCGCUGUCUGUCCCGAGAGUUUCCGGAGGAGGGAGGGGGAAAGGACCGGGGAGGGGGGGGGAGGAAUGCUAUAAAAAAGGAAGAGCCGGCCAACUUCUUAGUUAAAGCCGCUGCAGGCGCCCGCGCACAUCCACGCGCGCCCACGCAACCCUCUUCUCCCUUUCGCGAACUCCCUUCGGAGAGUCCCGAUGGCGCGGCGGUCCUUUCCCACGCCUGGCGCUCCAGCCUUGCUGCUCUGCGCGGUCUUCGCUCUGGUUCCCUCCGACUCAGGUAGCUCUGCGGUACAGACAGCGGUAAACAUUACUUGGUCCUCAAUCAAUUUUAAGACUCUUCUCCACUGGGAUCCAAAGCCCGUUGGUUAUUUUUAUACAGUUGAAAUGGACGGGGAUUUGUUACCACGAGAAAAAGUAUGCAUUCGUACCGCUGAAACUAAAUGUGAUGUUACGAAUGUGAUAUUUCAGAAUUUAAAAGAUACGUACAUGGCACGCAUAUAUUCUGAAAUACCAUACGAUGAGGAUAAUUUCGAAACACCUCCAUAUGAACUUUCUUCAGAGUUUGUACCUUACACACAAACUGUGCUUGGAACGCCAACCGUAACACGCUUUGAACAAAAAGAUGAAAUUCUAAAAGUGGAAGUAGCCGAUCCACUAACACCGCAUAGAGUUAAUGGUACCUUGCAAACUAUCAGGGACAUAUUCAAAAAUGAUCUGGAAUAUCUGUUACACUACUGGAAGGAUCAGAGCACGGGCAAGAAAUCAGCAAAGACAAAAACCAAUCAAUUCACAGUUGGUGUCGAUAAAGGGAAGAGCUAUUGUUUCUAUGUUGAGGCUAAUAUUCCAAGCCGCUUAAAUAACCAGAAAAGUCAAAAAAGCAGUGUAAAAUGUACCAGUGUCCACAGGGAAGACUUGGAUGCUCUUGAUUGGGACAAAAUCGUCAUAAUAGUAGCUGCUGCUGUCGGAGUCCUCAUUCUGAUUAUUGUUUCAUCCGUGGUGAUAUACAAGUGCAAAAAAGCAAAGAGCAGACCAUCAGAGAAAGAAUAUAUGCCUCAAAUUUGUAAGGACAAUGACAUGCCCUGAUUGAGCAAAAGGCUCGAUAUGCGUUAAUGUUGCAAUGAUGCCAUGGUGGAGGAGGGAAAAUUCUCUGGAAACAAUAAUAACUGACUCUUCGUUGUACAUACGUUUAUGGUUUCUGUGAAACAUCUGGUUUUAAAACACUAUUUUAAACUCCUGUUUUAACUUCACUGUUAAGACGACGAGAACUGUUUGAAAUAUAUUAACUGACAUAUGAUGAUGAAAUGUUAGGGACGCGGUGGCUAAGACGCUGAGCUUGUUGAUCAGAAAGGUCAGCAGUUCAG